Messenger RNA from Protobothrops mucrosquamatus (brown spotted pit viper), 1290 nucleotides. It is a transcript of the gene KCNG3, whose product is annotated as potassium voltage-gated channel modifier subfamily G member 3. The coding region runs from base 1 to 1290 and encodes 429 amino acids. Gene Ontology annotation, biological process: potassium ion transmembrane transport; protein homooligomerization. The transcript has 3 exons. Gene Ontology annotation, molecular function: protein binding; delayed rectifier potassium channel activity. The record is from RefSeq and is a predicted model, not a curated record. Lineage: Eukaryota; Metazoa; Chordata; Lepidosauria; Squamata; Viperidae. Gene Ontology annotation, cellular component: voltage-gated potassium channel complex; membrane.
AUGACCUUUGGCCGGGGUGGCCCGCCGGUGGUGGUGCUGAACGUGGGGGGCACCCGCUACUCUUUCGCCCGGGAGGUGCUGAAGGACUUUCCCCUCCAGCGGGUGAGCCGCCUGCACGGCUGCCUGUCGGAGCAAGACGUGCUCGAAGUGUGCGACGACUACGACCGCGAGCGGAACGAAUACUUCUUCGACCGGCACUCCGAAGCCUUCGGCUUUAUCCUGCUCUACGUGCGCUACGGCCACCUGCGCUUCGUGCCCCACAUGUGUGAACUCUCCUUCUACAACGAGAUGAUCUACUGGGGCCUGGAGGGAUCCCACCUGGACUAUUGCUGCCAGCGCCGGCUGGACGACCGCAUGUCCGAUACUUAUACCUUCUACUCGGCAGAAGACAUCCGGACGGAGCCCUCCGGAGGCGGGAGCGGCAGUAGCAAAAAGAAGAAAUGGCUGGAAAGGAUGAGGAGAACUUUCGAGGAGCCCACCUCGUCGGUGGCCGCCCAGAUCCUGGCCACCGUUUCCAUCCUAUUCGUCAUCGUCUCCAUGGUGGUGUUGUGUGCCAGCACCAUGCCAGAAUGGCGAACAGCUGAGAACCGAAGCCUGGAGGAGCAGAGCAGGUACACAGCAGACUCAAUCAGGGAGCCUUCAGGGAUAAUUGAAGCAAUUUGCAUCGGCUGGUUCACGGCAGAGUGCAUUGUGAGGUUCAUUGUCUCCAAAGACAAGUGUGAGUUUGUUAAGAGACCACUGAACAUCAUUGACUUGCUGGCUAUCACUCCGUAUUAUAUUUCUGUGCUGAUGACAAUUUUUACAGGGGAGAAUUCUCAGCUUCAGAGGGCUGGAGUCACCUUACGGGUUCUGAGAAUGAUGCGGAUUUUUUGGGUAAUUAAAUUGGCCCGCCACUUCAUCGGCCUUCAGACACUUGGCCUGACUUUGAAGCGAUGCUACAGGGAGAUGGUGAUGCUGCUCGUCUUCGUUUGUGUUGCGAUGGCAAUUUUCAGUGCUCUUGCCCAACUUCUUGAACACGGACUGAAAAUAGGAAAACCCAAUGAAGGCUAUGCGAGCAUUCCUGCUGCUUGUUGGUGGGUUAUCAUCUCCAUGACCACAGUUGGUUAUGGGGAUGUUUGUCCUAUCACAGUACCUGGAAGGAUUCUUGGAGGGAUUUGUGUAGUCAGUGGAAUUGUUUUGUUAGCCCUGCCUAUUACAUUCAUCUACCACAGCUUUGUCCAGUGUUACCAUGAGCUCAAGUUCCGGUCUGCUAGAUGUAGCAGGAGUCUUUCUGCAGAAUUUUUAAAUUAA